AUGAAAAAAGCUGAGCUAGUGUUGAUCCCUUCACCGGGAAUAAGCCAUCUAGUUCCAACUAUUGAGUUUGCAAAGCGGCUGUUAGAUCGAGAUGAUCGAUUCUCAAUCACUGUUCUCGUCAUCCCAAAGUCUCUUACUGGCUCUUCCGAAUACACUCAGUCACUUCCAGCUUCCGAUACUCGAAUAAGGUUCAUUAAUCUUCCUGUUGUAGAGACGCCUUCACUGGAAAAAUCUGAAGUUUCCAAGGAAAAACUUGUGGCGGAUCACAGAGAGAGUUACAAACCUUAUGUCAAAGAAGCUAUCAUCAAGAAUGUGCUUUCCAAUUCUGAUUCAGUUCCACUUGCCGGGAUGGUGUUUGACAUGUUUUGUUCAUCAAUGGUGGAUGUGGGAAAAGAACUCGGUGUUCCUUCUCAUUUGUUCUUCACUUGUAACGCAGCUUGUCUCGCUCUCAUGUUGUACCUUCCAGGCCGAGAUGAUGAAGUUAGGAGAGAGUUUGAAGAUUUUGAUUCUGCUUGUGUGAUUCCUGGUUAUGUUAAUCAAGUUCCGAGUAAGGUUUGGCCUUUGUUUUUGUUCAACAAAUAUGGCGGUUAUGAGUCAUUUGUGAAGCAUGGAAGAAGAUUCAAGGAGACCAAAGGGAUUAUUGUCAACACUUAUUCGGAGCUGGAGGCUGAUGCGGUUAAGUGUUUGAUGAAUGAUUUUGAAGAUGGUGAUGUGCCUCCUGUUUACACAGUUGGGCCGCUUAUUGAUAUGAAGGGGGAGAGUGAUAAAAUUGUUUUCUUGUGCUUCGGAAGCCAGGGGAGCUUUGGUGAAGAUCAAGUGAAACAAAUUGCACUUGGGCUGGAGAAAUGUGGGCACAGGUUCUUGUGGUCUUUACGGAAGCCACCGCAGAAUGACAAAAUUGGUUUGCCUAGUGAUUAUAAAGGUGAUCAUUUCCAGGAAGUUUUGCCGAAUGGGUUCCUGGAGAGAACAAAGAAGAUGGGAACGGUGUGUGGAUGGGCGCCACAAAAGGCAGUCUUGGCUCAUAAAUCGGUAGGGGGAUUUGUGUCACAUUGUGGGUGGGAUUCAAUCCUGGAGAGUUUGUGGUUUGGUGUUCCGAUUGUGACAUGGCCUAUGUAUGCUGUGCAACAGAUUAAUGCAUUCCUAAUGGUGAAAGAUUUGGGAUUGGGUGUGGAGUUGAGAUUGGAUUAUAGGAACACCAGUGGAGAAGUUGUGUUGGGAGAUGAGAUAGCAAGCGCUAUAAAAUGUGUGAUGGAAAGUGAUAAUGAAGUGAGAAGAAGGUCAAAGAGGAGAAUGAAAAGAGCAGAUCAGCGGUGA
Pistacia vera is the source of this 1314-nucleotide messenger RNA. Its product is annotated as UDP-glycosyltransferase 71K1-like. The record is from RefSeq and is a predicted model, not a curated record. The transcript is spliced from 2 exons. NCBI's taxonomy places the organism in Eukaryota, Viridiplantae, Streptophyta, Magnoliopsida, Sapindales, Anacardiaceae. Gene Ontology annotation, molecular function: UDP-glycosyltransferase activity. Bases 1 to 1314 code for a protein of 437 amino acids.